Molecule: messenger RNA, 8339 nt
Organism: Chironomus riparius
Lineage: Eukaryota; Metazoa; Arthropoda; Insecta; Diptera; Chironomidae
Source: the annotation of a GenBank genome assembly
GAAAAAUUCAGUCGUCGGAAAAGUUUCGCUCUGAACGGUUUGAAAAGCAAAUUAAGAGCGAAAAGAUUUUUCUUUUAAAUUUUCAUCAUCUUUGGAAAUCUUUAAUUUGUUAGCACAUUUGUAAAAAAACUAUAAUUUAAGUGCCUUAAUAAGUCAGAGCGAGACUUCUGAUUUACUACACAUCAACAAAUAACAAGCAUAAACAACAAUCAAACUGAGUACAUCUACUCAGAAAGAAGAGACAGACCGGGUUUUGUGAGAAGAAAUACGUUAGUUUAAAGUAGAAACAACAAAAAAAGAGGGAGAGAAUAAAGUUCAACCGGCAAAAUGGCACAACCACAAGCAUUAGGAGAUUUUCUUCAGAGUCAAUCUGUACAGCCUCGUGACUAUUGCGAUAUCGAAGAAGAAAUGAUUGAAGCUGAACGUGAUUUAGCAGAGGAUGCAGAGUGGAAGCGCAUCCAACAAAAUACAUUUACAAGAUGGGCUAAUGAGCACUUGAAAAUCAUCGAUAAGACACUUAUGAGUUUAGAGACUGAUUUAUCUGAUGGUCUUGCGCUCAUUGCACUCGUUGAAGUCUUGUCACAAAAGAAAAUGAGCAAGCACAACAAACGACCAACUUUUCGCUCACAAAAAUUGGAGAAUGUCUCCGUUGCAUUAAAAUUCCUUGAACGCGAAGGAAUUAAGAUCAUCAAUAUCGAUUCCACUGAUAUUGUUGACUGUAAAUUGAAAUUGAUCCUUGGUCUUAUCUGGCUUUUGAUUCUUCACUAUUCAAUUUCAAUGCCAAUGUGGGAUAGUGACACUGAGGCACCAAAUGACAAACAAACACCAAAACAACGAUUACUUAAUUGGGUUAAAAAUAGAGUUCCUGAAUUGCCCAUUCAUAACUUUACAACGGACUGGAAUGACGGUAAAGCUAUCGGUGCUCUUGUUGACAAUGUCGCACCUGGCUUGUGUCCUGAUUGGGAAUCAUGGGAUCCUAAGGAUGCUCUUCAAAAUGCAACAGAAGCAAUGGGAUUAGCUGAUGACUGGCUCGGUGUUCGUCAACUUAUUAAACCUGACGAAAUGACAAAUCCAAAUAUUGACGAACAGUCAAUGAUGACAUAUCUUUCACAAUAUCCAAGUGCCAAAUUGAAGGGUGGUGCUCCAAUUAGACAACGUACUAAUCCAAAUAGUGUUCCACCUCCGCGAGUACGUUGCUAUGGACCAGGAAUUGAGCCUUCAGGACCAAUCGUUGGCGCUCCAGCUAAUUUUACGGUCGAAACUUUCUCUGCUGGAAAGGGAAAUGUUGAAGUAACUGUCUUGAAUCCAAAUGGUUUACCAGAACAAGUUGAUUGUCGUUUCAAUAAUGAUAAGGCAUUGACAUAUUCUGUUUCAUAUAUCCCAAAAAUGGAAGGUCAACAUAAAGUCGUUGUCAACUUUAAUGGUCGCGAUGUUCCAAAGAGUCCUUUCGACGUUAAAGUCGAGGGUGUUGCUGGAAAUGCAGAAUUAGUUACAGCUAGUGGACCAGGUUUACAAGCUGAUGGUGUUAUGGUUAAACGUCCAACAUACUUUGAUAUCCACACUAAGGAUGCAGGAAAAGGCGUACCUGAAGUUAUUAUCUUAGAUCCACAAGGUCAUAAGACAUCUGUUGCAGCUAAAGUUCGUCAAAUUGAAAAUAACUUGUGGAGAUGUGAUUAUACACCUGGUGCCGUUGGUUUACACUCUGUUAACGUAUUUUAUGCUGGAAAAGCAAUUCCAAACUCACCAUUUGGCGUUCGUGUUGCACCAACAUCUGAUUCGAAGAAAGUUCGUGCUUUUGGACGUGGUUUACAACCAACAGGCGUUAGAAUUGGAGAUGUUGCUGAUUUUAGAAUUUCAACUGAAGGAGCAGGCGAUGGAGUUCCACAUGUUCAAAUUCUCGGACCUGGAGGUCAAAAUACUCAAUUUGAACUUAAAGGUAUCAAUAACUCUACAUUUGAUGGAUAUUAUAAGCCUACAAAGGAAGGCAGAUAUCGUGUCAUGAUAACAUUUGCUGGUCAAGAAAUCCCAAAAUCACCAUUUGAUGUCGUAGUUGGUCCAAAGAAGGAGUCAUCUAUAAAAGCUUUCGGACCAGGUCUUCAUAGUGGAAUUGUUAAUAAGCCUGCAAGAUUUGUCGUUGAAACAAAUGGCGAAACUGGUGCUUUAGGAUUCUCAGUCGCUGGUCCAAGUCAAGCUAAAAUUGAAUGCCAUGAUAAUGGUGAUGGAAGUGCUUUGGUUACUUAUCAUCCAACAGCUCCUGGUGAAUAUGCUGUACAUAUUUUGUGCGAUGAAGAGGAUAUUCCAAAGAGUCCAUUUAUGUCACAAGUUAUCGUUUCUCCAUCUGACAUUCAUCCUGAAAGUGUCAAAGUUUAUGGUCAAGGCAUUGAACCAAAUAGUGUUGAUGUCGGUAAAAAGACUCAAUUUACAAUUGAUCAUAAACAAGCAGGUGUUGCACCAUUGGAAGUUAAAGUAAGCGAUAGUAUUGGACGACCAGUUGCAGUGCAAGUAGUAGAAACAUCUGAGAAUGUUAAGCAAGUCUAUUAUACAGCUACAACAACAAAACCAUUAACGGUUGAAGUCAAUUAUGGAGGAGUUGCCGUUCCUAAUUCUCCUUUCCGUAUCUAUGCAAAUGCUCCAUUAGAUCCAUCAAAAGUUCAAGUUUUCGGACCAUUUGUUGACAAUCCAGAUGUAAAACCUAAUCAAGCAACUCAUUUCAUAAUCGAUGCCGCUGAGGCUGGUAAUGGAGAUUUGGAAGUCAGUGUAAUCAAUGAUGCCACAAAACAAGCAGUGCCAGUCAAUUUGAUUGAUAAUGAAGACAACACUUAUACUGUUGAAAUUACGCCAGAAACUCCAGGAACUUAUACAACAAACUUGACCUAUGGAGGAUUAAAAGUGCCAUUCAAUAAGAAAACAGUCAUUACAAGUGCACAAACCAGCACAGUUGAUGUCUCGAAAGUUCAAGUUGAAGGAUUAGAACAGACUGCACCAGUGAAUAGUCUUCAGCAAUUUCGUAUUGUAACGAAUGAUGUUAAAGCAGCGGAUUUACAAGUGACGAUAACAAGUCCAUCGGGAAAUAGAUUAAAAGCUCACAUAAUCAAUACAGAAGAUGGAUUUUUAGUAAAUUUUACACCGACACAAGUGGGACAGUAUUUAUUAUUUAUAACAUUUGGAGGAAUUCCAUUAUUGACUGAACCAUAUUUAUUACACUGCCUAAAAGAAAGUGAUCCCAAAAAAGUAUUUGCCACUGGACCUGGCCUUCAUUCCGGAAUAGUAAAUAAACCUGCUGAAUUUAUAAUCGAUACAAGAGCUGCCGGACAAGGUGCUCUAGGCGUGACUGUUGAAGGACCUAGUGAAUGUCAUUUAAAUUGUAGAGAUAAUGGUGAUGGAACAUGCAAUAUUGCAUAUUGGCCAACCGAAUGUGGACAUUAUACAGUCAAUGUUACAUUUAAUGAUUAUCACAUAACAGGAUCUCCGUUUCAAGUUAUGAUUUAUCCCGUACCAAAUUUAGAGCGCGUUACCGUCUGUGGCACGGGAAUUGAAAUGCACGGUGUCGUUAUGAAUGGACAGACUGAAUUCAAAGUAGACAUGGCAAAGUUAGGACAGAAAAUUGAUACUAGCAAAUUAACAUGCUCAAUUACAGCACCAAGUGGCAAAAAUGUCCCAAGUAAAAUUAUAUCUACGAAUGAGGUCUUUAAAAUCCUUUAUACACCAUUUGAAGCUGGACGUCAUACAAUUGAAUUAAGUUAUGAUAAUGUCCCAGUUCCUGGUUCUCCAUUUGUUAUUCAUGUUAAAAGUGGAUGCGAUCCAAGCCGUUGUAAAGCAUUUGGAGCUGGAUUACAAGGAGGACAAAUCAAUCAAAAAGCUAAAUUUACUGUAUCAACUCGUGAAGCUGGUAUUGGAGGUUUAUCUUUUGCAAUUGAAGGACCAUCAGAAGCCAAAAUGUCAUGUGUUGAUAAUCGUGAUGGAUCAUGCGAUGUUGAAUUUUUACCAACUGAACCCGGUGUUUAUGAUAUUUCAGUUCGUUUUGCUGAUAAGCACAUUCCGGGCUCUCCAUUUAAGAUUCUUAUUGACGGUCCAACACAAGUUUUAACUGGAGAUUAUCGCAGUGUUAAGCUCUAUGGUCCAGCUGUUGAAACUCUUCAAGUUUACGAAGGAAUUCCAGCUAGUUUCUUUAUUAAUGUCGAGAAUGCUGGCGCUGGAUUAAUUGGAGUUGAAAUGGUUUCAAGCGAAGGAGGUGCAGUUGAAAAUUACGAAGUAGAAGAACGUGGUGAUGGCAAUUAUUUAGUAACUUUCAUCCCACCAAAACAAAAUACAACAAUCACAGCUAAAGUCUCAUUUGCUAAGCAAAAUGUCCCUCAUUCUCCAUUUGUUAUGCGUGUUUUGCCACCAGUUGCAAUUAAGAGUGGAAAUUUGGUCAUGUCUGGAGAUAUUUCAAAGAAGAGCUUGAACGCUUCAGUUCCUGCAUCCUUCCAAGUUGAUACAAGCAAAGCUGGAAAUGGUGAAAUUCGUGUUGUCAUUGCAAAUCCACAAGGCAAGCCAUUGAUACCAAAAUUAGAACGUGGAGCUGAUGGAAAAUAUUCAGUAAGCUUCGUACCCGAUGAAUUAGGACCAUACAACGUUUCCGUUUUAUACGCUGGUAAGGAAAUUGAAGGUUCACCAUUUAUUUUAGAAUCAAAUGCAUCAGGAGAUGCCAAUAAAUGCAAGUUUGUCAAUAAUGCUGCUGAAAAAGUAAUUUUUGGCAAGAAGAAUCGAUUGACAGUUGAUGCAAGAGAAGCAGGUGCAGGAAAUGUCACUUGCAGAAUCAAUAAAUCAUCUGACGGAAAGGCAAUUGAUACAGAGAUUGUUGAAAAAGAUGGAUUCUUCGAUAUCUUCUACAUGCUUACAGAGCCAGGCACUUAUGAUGUUGAUGUCAAGUUUGGAGGAAAGCAAGUUCCAAAUGGCUUGAUGCGAAUGACGGCUGUAGAAAGUCUAUCAUCGAGCGAGGAGCUACAAGAAGUGACUGCCAUCGAAAAGCAUACAAAAGUCAGCUACUCAAAAGAAGAAUAUACUGAAUCAACUGUAAGAGAAACAAACAAAUACACUCAAAUCCAAUCAUCACUAGAUCAGUUCCUGAACACUGAAAGAGAUCAUACAAAUAACUACAUCACAUCUAACGGUGUCGAAACAAAGAAAAACGGACACUAUUAUCAUACAAACGGCAAACAAGAGGAAGAACAGUUUAAACAAGAAGUUGUAGAAACUCUACAUAGUUCACAUAAGGAAGAAGAGCAUACUUUCCGAAGUUUUACACUUGACAAACUUGUAAUAUCAAAUUCAGUUAAUUCUCUAACUCAUAAUAUUGAAGCUGACGUUAAAAUGCCUAGUGGAAAUAUUGAUAAACCAACAAUUGAAGAUAAUCAUGAUGGAACUGUAUCCAUUCGUUAUGAUCCACGCGAGGAGGGUGCUCACGAAUUAACUCUCAAGUAUAACGGUGAAAAUGUUCAAGGUUCACCAUUUAAAUUUUAUGUUGAUUCCAUUUCAUCUGGUUUUGUGACUGCAUACGGACCUGGAUUAACUCAUGGCGUUACUGGCGAGUCUGUAUUCUUUACAAUCUCAACAAAAGGAGCUGGUGCAGGUGGUUUGUCAAUGGCUGUCGAGGGACCAAGCAAAGCUGAGAUAAGCUACAAGGACAACAAGGAUGGAACUGUAGCAGUCAGUUAUUUACCAACAGCACCAGGAGAAUAUAAAAUUUCUGUCCGUUUUGGUGACAAGAAUAUCAAAGGUUCUCCAUUCUUUGCUAAGAUUACUGGCGAAGGACGUAAACGCAAUCAAAUAUCUGUCGGAUCAUGCUCGGAAGUUACUUUCCCUGGCAAAAUUUCAGAUAAUGAUCUUCGUUCACUUAAUGCUUCUAUUCAGUCACCAUCGGGCUUAGAAGAACCUUGCUUUUUAAAACGCAUGCCAUCAGGAAACAUUGGCAUUUCAUUUACACCACGUGAAGCCGGCGAACAUAUUGUAUCUGUUAAGCGUUUGGGAAAGCACAUUAAUAACUCGCCAUUUAAAGUUAAUGUAGCUGAACGAGAAGUUGGUGAUGCGAAAAAAGUUAAAGUAUCAGGAGAGGCAUUGGAAGAGGGUGUAACACAUGCAGAAAAUUUCUUUACCGUCGAUACACGUAAUGCUGGUUAUGGUGGAUUAUCGUUGUCAAUUGAAGGUCCAAGUAAAGCUGAAAUUGUUUGUCAGGAUAAGGAAGAUGGAACAUUAAAUAUUUCCUAUAAACCAACUGAGCCUGGAUAUUAUGUUGUAAAUUUGAAAUUUGCUGAUCAUCAUGUUGAAGGAUCUCCAUUUACUGUCAAAGUUGUUGGAGAUGGAACUAAUAGAAAGCGUGAAAAGAUUCAACGUCAACGUGAAGCAGUUCCAGUUACAGAAGUCGGAAGUCAGUGCAAAUUAUCAUUUAAAUUGCCUGGCAUUACAUCAUUCGAUUUAUCAGCUCAAGUCACUUCACCAGGCAAUGUAACGGAAGAUGCUGAAAUGCAAGAAAUUGAAGAUGGAUUAUAUUCAGUCUUUUUCGUUCCAAAAGAAUUGGGAAUUCAUACAGUAUCUGUUCGCUACAAGGAAAUGCAUAUUCCAGGUUCGCCGUUCCAAUUUACUGUCGGUCCUUUACGUGAUACUGGUGCUCAUUUGGUCAAAGCUGGUGGACCUGGCUUAGAUCAUGGUGAAGUUGGUGAAAAGAAUGAGUUUAAUGUUUGGACACGCGAAGCUGGUGGUGGAACUUUAGCUAUUUCAGUUGAGGGACCAAGUAAAGCUGAAAUUGACUUUAGAGAUCGUAAAGAUGGAUCUUGCGAUGUAUCUUAUGUCGUAUCUGAGCUUGGUGAUUAUCGUGUUGGAAUUAAAUUUAAUGAUCGUCAUAUACCUGACUCACCGUUCAAAGUUUACAUUCAACCAUCGAUGAUUGAAGCACAUAAAUUAGAAGUUGCACAAUUUCCCGACGGUCCAGUUCAACCUGAUAAGCCAGCUCAAUUUAUUGUCCGUAAAAAUGGUGCACAAGGUGCUUUAGAUGCAAAAGUCGUUGCACCAUCAAAUACAGAAGAUGACUGCUUCAUUCAAUUAAUGGAUCCUGACAAUUAUUCAGUUCGAUUCUAUCCACGCGAAAAUGGCAUUCAUGCAAUCCAUACAAAGUUCAAUGGCGUUCACAUUCCUGGCUCGCCGUUCCGUAUUAAGGUAGGAAAAGAUGAUGCAGACCCAGCAUCUGUUCAUGCAAGCGGCGAUGGAUUGCACGAAGGUAAAACUGGUCAAAAAGGAGUUUUCAUAAUUGACACUUGCAAUGCUGGAUGUGGCUUAUUGUCAGUAACAAUGGAUGGUCCAUCAAAAGUUUCAAUGGAUUGUACAGAAGUCGAGGAAGGUUAUAAGGUUCGUUAUACGCCAUUACUUCCAGGAGAUUACUAUUGCACGAUCAAAUAUAAUCAUUGUCAUAUUGUUGGAUCUCCAUAUAAAAUUGUCGUUGACGGUGAGAAACUUGCUGACGGUGGUGGACAAGAAACAACAACUGUAAAUGUCGAUACAGUCGUUAAAUUUGCUAAAACUGGAAAGAGCACAGGGCCUUUUAUUCCUGUGUUUAAUUCAGAUGCCAAUAAAGUUCAAGCUAAAGGUUUAGCUCUUAAAAAAGCCUACAUAGGAAAACAAAACAAUUUUACUGUUAAUUGUAGUAAUGCUGGAAACAACAUACUUUAUGUAGGAAUGUACGGACCAAAAGGACCAUGCGAGGAAUGUUAUAUCAAGCAUACAGGACGUAACAAUUAUAGCAUCAACUAUGUAGUACGUGAAAAAGGCGAAUAUGUUUUGAUGGUAAAGUGGGGUGAAGAACAUGUUCCUGGAAGUCCAUACAGAGUUGAAUGUUAAGCGAUGAAGAGCAAAUAUAUGUUUAGCAGAUUAGUCAUCAGUUAUUAAGACAAUUUAAUUUUUUUUUUAUUGAAUUAAAAUGAAGAACCAGAUCUGAUGUGAGAGACAUUGUUUAUCCUCAUCCCAUGGUGUUCUAUAAAUUUGCAUGAGAGAACUUUUUAUUAAUUUUUAAACUUCGUUAUCAGUUGCAUUGUAUUUUAUCUCUUCAUUACUAUCAUUAUUAGUAUAUUGAAUAAGCGACUUUAUGCGUCAUUGAGUUUUUAUCCCACUCUCCACUUUUUAUUAUAUAAAAAUUUUAUGCCAUAUGAUUAAAGCGAACAUAUUAUGUAUUCAAUACUAUCUUCCUUAAUUAAUUAUCAAUACAUUUUUUUGUGUUUUCAUAAAUUUUUUUUUUGAUGAAAUUAUGUAUUUUUUUGAAAAAGAAGAAAAACAUUGAAAAAAAUUGCAAUAAAAUUAUACAAAAAUUGAUA